AUGCUCCCCAGGUCUAUAUUUUUGAUGAUUUUACUCACUUCUCAGGUCAAAGUGAUCCCUGGAGCAGAUCUGUACCAACUGGUCCAUGUGAAACGGCUUUCUCUGAUGCAGAAGCGAGACCUUGACUAUGCCCAUGAUCACCAUGAUGUGCCGGAAGCCUAUGAAGAAGAAUUGUUGUAUGAAAUAAAAGUCAAUAGAAAAACCUUAAUCCUUCACCUUCUAAGAUCAAGGGAGUUCCUGUCCUCAAAUUACAGUGAGACCUUCUACACCUUGAAAAAAAAAAUGCUCGUCCAUCAUCCUCUAAUCACGGAGCACUGCUUUUACCAAGGAUCCAUUAUACAUGAAUUUGAUUCUGCAGCCAGCAUCAGCACGUGUAAAGGUCUAAGGGGAUUCUUCAGAGUUCGUGAUCAAAGGUAUCUCAUUGAACCAGUGAAAUACUCAGAUGAGGGGGAGCAUUUGGUGUUCAAAUACAAUGCCAAGGGGCCGUAUGCUGCCAAUUUUACUUGUGCGGAGCUCAAUUUUACCAAGAACGCUGCUCCAACGGACACCUCACACAAGGGAAACUACAAGAUGGAAAGCGUCCAUGAACAAAAGUAUAUGGAGCUGUUCGUUGUUGCUGAUGAUUUUGUGUAUCGCAGGAAUGGUCAACCUCACUAUAAACUAAGGAACCGAAUUUGGGGAAUGGUCAAUUUUGUCAACAUGAUUUAUAAAACCUUGAAUAUUCAUGUAACGUUGGCUGGCAUUGAAAUGUGGACAGCUGGAGACAAAAUAGAAAUAGAUUCAAACAUUGAAACUACCUUAAUGCGUUUUUCAAUUUGGCAAGAAACAAUCCUUAGAAAAAGGGAGAAUUUUGAUCAUGUUCUGUUACUAAGUGGGAAGUGGCUCUACACACAGGAGCAAGGAAUUUCUUAUCCAGAGGGCAUGUGCCAGCCCUAUUAUUCCUGCAGUAUCGUGAAGGAUCUCUUACCUGACAUAAACACAAUUGCCAGCAGAAUAGCCCAUCAGUUGGGGCAUAACCUUGGCUUGCAACAUGACGAGUUCCCGUGCACCUGUUCCUUGGGAAAAUGUGUGAUGGAUACUAGUGGAAGCAUUCCUGCACUAAAAUUCAGUAAAUGCAACCAGAACGAGUAUCAGCAAUUCCUGAAGGACCAUAACCCAACGUGCAUGCUCAAUAUUCCAUUUCCUGGCUCGUCAAAUGAUUUUCCAUCUUGUGGAAACAAGAAGGUGGAUGAGGGAGAAGAGUGCGAUUGUGGCCCUUUUGAGGAGUGCACUAAUCCUUGCUGUGAUGCACACAAGUGUAUACUGAAGCCAGGAUUCACUUGUUCAGAAGGACCCUGCUGUGAAUCCUGUCAGAUAAAAAAGGCGGGGUCCACAUGCAGACCGGCAAAAGAUGAAUGUGAUUACCCAGAAGUAUGUACUGGCCACUCACCCGAGUGUCCGAAGGACCAAUUCCAAGUCAAUGGUUUUCCUUGCAAGAAUUCCGAAGGCUACUGCUUCAUGGGGGAAUGUCCCACUCGCAAUGAUCAGUGCUUGGAAUUGUUCAGUGACGGAGCAAAAGAGAGCCACAAUAUCUGCUACAAGAUGAAUAAGAAAGGAAAUAAAUUUGGUUAUUGCAAAAGCAAGGACAACACAUUUGUUCCCUGUAAAGAGAAAGAUGUCAGAUGUGGGAAGAUAUACUGUACCGGGGGACAGAAGUCAUCUCUUCUUGGAGAAGACAAGAUCUAUCACAUUAAGGCUGCAAAGCAGAACAUUACUGUCAAAUGUAAAACCAUCUUUUUAUACCACAAUUCUGAGGAUAUUGGCCUGGUGAAUACAGGAACAAAAUGUGGAGAUGGGAUGGUAUGCAGCAACGGAGAAUGUGUGAACACUGAAAAGGCCUACAAUUCAACCAACUGCCCCUCUCAAUGCGAAGAAAAUUCAGUGGAUAGCAAUGAACUUGAGUGCCAGUGUGAGGAAGGACAGAUUCUCACCGACUGGGAAGAAACCUUAAACAUUACCAAUAUCACGAUCAUGGUCAUUGUGCUUGUCCUGGUGAUUAUUGGUGCUGGAAUUGUCAUGUUAUUUAUUCGUUACCAAAAAUGUAUUAAGUCGAAGCAAGUUCAGAGCCCGCCUGGAGAUACCCGGGGAGUGGAGAACAAAGGAUACUUCGGUGAUGAGCAGCAGAUGAGGACCGAGUCAGUCCUGCCGGACAUCCACCCCCUGCACCGGAGAACUGCAGAAACCUUGGAGAGCCUCCCAUCCAGUUUCUCAAGUCCCCAUUACAUCACCCUGAAAUCUACAAAUAAAGAUCCCAAAGGAGUUGCAGAUUCCAAUCAAAGUGCCAAAGUGCCCCAGGGGGCUCUACUGGAUGUCACCUACAUACUACAGCUGCAGUCCUAUAUCCAGCCCCAGGAUGAGAGCCCUGCAGCCCAGGACUGCUCUCCAGAUGCAUCCCUGACCUGA
Marmota flaviventris (yellow-bellied marmot) is the source of this 2442-nucleotide messenger RNA. The record is from RefSeq and is a predicted model, not a curated record. NCBI's taxonomy places the organism in Eukaryota, Metazoa, Chordata, Mammalia, Rodentia, Sciuridae.